AUGGCCAGAAUUAACACUCAAUACUCCCCCAACCUGCCCCAUCCUGUGGUAAGGACCACAGACAGAGAUCUUGAUCACCUUGAAAACAGCCUCUGCAGGACCCACUUGCCAUGCGAGGAGACAUCGUCAGGACUGCAGCAAAGGAUCGCCAUGGAGACCAGAGGAGGGUCUGAAUCCAGGCAAGCCUCCUUCACGGGCCAGGAUCCUGCCAGGCUAUGGAGCCUCAUUGCCUCACUGCGAACGUGGGCUUCCAGGCACUUACAGCACCAGGACCAGAGACCUGACUCCUUCCUGGAGCGUUUCCGUGGAGCUGAGCUCAAAGAGGUGUCCAGCCAAGAAAGCAGUGGCCAGACCAAUGUGAGUGGCCAGGAGUCACCAGACAGAGAGAGCAGUGACAAGGCAAGAGAAGAGAAGAAAGAGAAAAGGGAAGAAGAGAGAAAGAAAAACUGCCUAAAGCAAGAGGAAAAGAAGGACACCAUCGUGGUGGACCCCUCCAGCAGCAUGUACUACCGCUGGCUGACUGUCAUUGCCCUGCCUGUCUUCUACAACUGGUGUCUGCUGGUGUGCAGGGCCUGUUUUGAUGAGCUCCAGUCUGAGCACCUGGUGCUGUGGCUGGUCCUGGACUACUCGGCUGAUGUCCUCUACGGCGUGGAUGUGGUGGUGCGAGCCCGGACAGGCUUCCUCGAGCAAGGCCUGAUGGUCAGAGAUACCAAGAGGCUGUGGCAGCAUUACACAAAAACCUUGCACUUCAAGCUGGAUGUGUUGUCCCUUGUCCCCACAGACCUGGCUUAUUUUAAGCUGGGCAUAAACUACCCAGAACUGAGGUUCAACCGCCUACUGAAGUUUGCCAGGCUGUUUGAAUUCUUCGACCGCACAGAAACCAGGACCAACUACCCCAAUGUGUUCAGGAUUGGGAACUUGGUUUUGUACAUCCUCAUCAUCAUACACUGGAAUGCCUGCAUCUACUUUGCCAUUUCCAAGUCCAUUGGCUUCGGGACAGAUUCCUGGGUCUACCCAAACAUCUCAAACCCAGAGUAUGGGCGCCUUUCCAGGAAAUACAUUUACAGUCUCUACUGGUCCACCUUGACCCUGACCACCAUUGGUGAGACCCCACCCCCUGUGAAAGAUGAGGAGUAUCUCUUCGUAGUCAUAGACUUCCUGGUAGGUGUCCUGAUUUUUGCCACUAUUGUGGGCAAUGUGGGUUCCAUGAUCUCAAACAUGAAUGCCUCACGGACUGAGUUCCAGGCCAAAAUUGACUCUAUCAAGCAGUACAUGCAGUUCCGCAAGGUGACCAAGGACUUGGAGACACGGGUCAUUCGGUGGUUUGAUUACCUGUGGGCCAACCGGAAGACGGUGAAUGAGAAGGAGGUGCUCAAGAGCCUCCCAGACAAGCUGAAGGCUGAGAUCGCCAUCAACGUGCACCUGGACACACUGAAGAAGGUCCGCAUCUUCCAGGACUGUGAGGCUGGGCUCUUGGUAGAGCUUGUACUGAAGCUGCGGCCUGCAGUGUUCAGCCCGGGGGACUACAUCUGCAAGAAGGGGGACAUCGGGAGGGAAAUGUACAUCAUCAAGGAGGGCAAGCUGGCAGUGGUGGCUGAUGAUGGGAUCACCCAAUUUGUGGUCCUCGGUGAUGGGAGUUACUUUGGGGAGAUCAGCAUCUUAAAUAUCAAGGGGAGCAAGUCAGGGAACCGUAGGACGGCCAACAUCAGGAGCAUCGGAUACUCAGACCUGUUCUGCCUUUCCAAGGAUGACCUUAUGGAGGCACUCACCGAGUACCCUGACGCCAAGAAGGCCCUGGAGGAGAAAGGACGGCAGAUCCUGAUGAAGGACAACCUGAUCGAUGAGGACCUGGCCAAGGCUGAGGCAGACCCCAAGGACAUCGAGGAGAAGGUGGAGCACCUGGAGUCCUCCCUGGACACCCUACAGACCAGGUUUGCACGGCUCCUGGUUGAGUACAAUGCCAGCCAGAUGAAAGUGAAGCAGCGUCUCAGCCAACUAGAAAGCCAGAUGAAGGCCUGUGGGAGCAGCCCUCUGUUUGAUGAGGAUGCUCUAGAACCAGAAACCAAACAACAGUGA
Molecule: messenger RNA, 2076 nt
Organism: Phyllostomus hastatus (greater spear-nosed bat)
Lineage: Eukaryota; Metazoa; Chordata; Mammalia; Chiroptera; Phyllostomidae
Gene: CNGA3
Product: cyclic nucleotide gated channel subunit alpha 3
Biological process (GO): monoatomic cation transmembrane transport
Cellular component (GO): plasma membrane; intracellular cyclic nucleotide activated cation channel complex
Molecular function (GO): protein-containing complex binding; cGMP binding; intracellularly cAMP-activated cation channel activity
Source: RefSeq, a predicted model, not a curated record